AAACAUGUUUCUCUUCUGCCUGAGAUACACAGUAAUCUGAAUAUCUCUCAGCUGUCGGAAACACUGUGCUCUGAGACUGUUUUAAACAGAAAAGAAUAGCGGCAACAGAGAGUCCACAGCAGUCGGACGCAGCACUGCAAACACGCAGAGGCGACCGACCGGGAUUUGGAGAAUUUCUCCAAACAUCGUUGUAAUCAUGGCGUUCCCAAAUGAUUCCGCCGGCUUUGCUGACUCUAGACACUUCCGUCUGUACAACGAGUCCCUGUUCCAGAGCAACUUGAGCGCCACUGAUGGGACCGACAGCUUCUUCCCCCAGGGCUUCAAGAUCACCAUAGUCGUGGUCUACAUGAUUGUCUGCGUUGUAGGGCUUGUGGGAAACUGCUUGGUCAUGUAUGUCAUCAUCAGAUAUACCAAGAUGAAGACAGCUACAAACAUUUAUAUAUUUAACCUAGCUCUGGCUGAUGCCCUGGUUCUAGCAACGCUUCCAUUCCAGGGCACUGAUGUAUUCCUUGGCUUCUGGCCCUUCGGCAAUGCCCUGUGUAAAGCUGUGGUCUCCAUUGACUAUUAUAACAUGUUCACUAGUGUGUUCACACUCACCGUGAUGAGCAUGGAUCGAUAUGUGGCAGUGUGCCACCCGGUAAAAGCCCUGGAUAUGAGGACGCCCCACAAGGCCAAGGUAGUCAAUAUCUGCGUGUGGGUCCUGGCUUCGGCCAUUGGUGUCCCGGCUAUGGUACUUGGAGACGUGGAGGAUGACAAUGGCAUUGAGUGCAUCUUGGUUCUGCCAGAUCCUCGCAGUUACUGGGACCCUGUGUUUGGCACCUGUGUUUUCCUACUCUCUUUCCUGGUUCCCGUGGCAAUCAUCAGUGUGUGCUACAGUCUGAUGGUAAAACGCCUCCGCAGUGUUCGCAUCUUAUCGGGGUCCAAAGAAAAAGAUCGCAACCUUCGGCGCAUCACCCGCAUGGUGCUUGUGGUAGUUGCAGCUUUUGUUGUUUGCUGGACACCAAUCCAGAUUAUGGCCCUUGCACAGUCACUGGGCUUUAACUUGGGCAGUGUCCAAACGGUGGUCUUCAUGCAUUUCUGCAUCGCCCUAGGUUACGUCAACAGUAGCCUCAACCCGGUUCUCUAUGCAUUCCUUGAUGAAAACUUCAAGCGUUGCUUCCGUGAUUUCUGCCACCCCUCACCAUUCAGUCUGGAUGCACAGCAGUCAGGCCGUAUGUGCAACAUUGCACGUGAGGUAGCCUACAACUGCAAGACUGCAGAUGGGAACAGUAACCCCGCAUGA
This is a messenger RNA of Xyrauchen texanus (razorback sucker), 1282 nucleotides long. Its product is annotated as delta-type opioid receptor-like. The transcript is spliced from 4 exons. Gene Ontology annotation, molecular function: nociceptin receptor activity; neuropeptide binding. Gene Ontology annotation, cellular component: neuron projection; membrane. Bases 197 to 1282 code for a protein of 361 amino acids. Lineage: Eukaryota; Metazoa; Chordata; Actinopteri; Cypriniformes; Catostomidae. The record is from RefSeq and is a predicted model, not a curated record. Gene Ontology annotation, biological process: sensory perception of pain; neuropeptide signaling pathway.